Messenger RNA from Arvicanthis niloticus (Nile rat), 1583 nucleotides. It is a transcript of the gene Timm50, whose product is annotated as translocase of inner mitochondrial membrane 50. NCBI's taxonomy places the organism in Eukaryota, Metazoa, Chordata, Mammalia, Rodentia, Muridae. The record is from RefSeq and is a predicted model, not a curated record.
GGCCGCGUGGCGUCAGCGCAAGAUGGCGGCCUCGGUGGCUCUCUUCUCGCGCUUGCGGAGCGGGCUCCGGGUAGGCGCGCGGGGACUGUGCACGCGGCUGGCACCUCCACCUCCCCGCAGUCCAGAGCAGGUUACUGAGAUCGCCAACCGUGGGGGCUCCAAGGCCCAAGGGCCACAGCAUCAGCCAGGCUCAGAGGGUCCCAGCUAUGUCAAAAAAGUUGCACUCUGGAUUGCUGGUUUGCUUGGGGCUGGUGGGACUGUCAGCAUCGUCUAUAUUUUUGGAAACAACCCUGUGGAUGAAAAUGGCACCAAGAUCCCUGAUGAAUUCGACAGUGAUCCAAUUCUGGUUCAGCAGUUGCGCCGGACAUACAAAUACUUCAAAGAUUACAGACAGAUGAUCAUCGAGCCCACCAGUCCCUGCCUUCUCCCAGACCCUCUUCGAGAGCCCUACUACCAGCCACCUUAUACACUGGUCCUGGAGCUCACCGGGGUCCUUCUGCAUCCAGAGUGGUCGCUGGCCACUGGCUGGAGGUUUAAGAAGCGUCCAGGCAUCGAGACCUUGUUUCAGCAGCUUGCUCCUCUGUAUGAAAUAGUCAUCUUCACAUCAGAGACUGGCAUGACCGCAUUUCCACUCAUUGAUAGCGUGGAUCCCCAUGGCUUCAUUUCCUACCGUCUGUUCCGGGAUGCCACCAGAUAUAUGGAGGGGCAUCAUGUGAAGGACAUCUCAUGUCUGAAUCGGGACCCAGCCCGAGUAGUGGUUGUGGACUGCAAGAAGGAAGCUUUCCGCCUACAGCCCUUCAACGGUGUCGCCCUGCGGCCCUGGGAUGGCAACUCGGAUGAUCGGGUCUUGCUGGACCUGUCUGCCUUCCUCAAGACCAUUGCACUGAACCAAGUGGAGGAUGUCCGGACUGUGCUGGAGCACUACGCUCUAGAAGAUGACCCAUUGGAGGCAUUCAAACAGCGGCAGAGCCGGCUUGAGCAGGAGGAGCAGCAGCGCCUGGCCGAGCUGUCCAAGUCCAACAAGCAGGGCCUCUUCUUUGGCUCCCUCACCAGCCGCCUGUGGCCUCGCUCCAAGCAGCCCUGACUACUAGGCCUCCUCAGAGACUUGGUGCCUGGGCCUCAGGCCCCAGCCCUCACAGAGCAAGGUUUGGACAGCUGUGUGUCCAAUAAAGCAAGUCCCAGAUGCCACAAUGCCUGUGUCCAGAGAGUCCAGAUGGGGCACUGGGGUGAGGUCUUGGACUCGGUCAUCAUUCCCAGUGACUGAGCACCACCACCAAGCUGGGUGCCAUGAGUGCCUCGCUGGAGUGGGGCUCCUGCCAGCCUGAAAUGGAAAAACGGAAAACCUGGGUUUCUGCUGCACAUGUCUUCCCAUACACUCUAUGAGCUGCAAAGAAAAGCCCCCCUCCUCCCUUUCUCCCUCUUCCUCUCCUUCCCUUCUUCUCUCCCUCCUUCCCUCUAUCUCCCUUGUGUGCUGUAGAAAUAAAGAGAAGGAUGGCCUCUGGGGAGCCCCCUCAAGGGCUGUCAGCCCUUGGGACUGUGGUUCUGGAGCUGUUUGGUCAUCCACACCUCAUGGAAGCUAGAAA